AAAACAAGGAGAUCUAAAUGUUUCUAACUUAAAUUAGUUAAGUGCAUGUAAACACGUAAAAUGGCAUGAAAAUGACUGUAUUUGUUAUCACUGAGUCAAAAUUUUGUAUGAUUUUUAGGUGAAAUGCUCGCUAAAAAGUGGUUUCUUUCUCAUAAUCUCCUUCCUUGCCCAGAAGGAAUAACUUCAUUACCUUGUCCUCUCACCGCUCCAGGCACUGAGACCUUAAAACAAUUUUGUGAGACAAAAAGCUGGACAGUCUUGAUACUGAAGCAAUAAUAUUUAUUUUGGCUUGUCAUCCUUCUCCCGAGAGAGAAGAAUAAAUAAACAACAACCGAGAAAGGCCGCACAAUCUAGCCGACAACACGAAAGAUAGUAUUUAGUCUCUGGAAUGAUAACAUUUCGCUUUCAACGAGGAUAAAGAUUGUAUCGACUGAGAAAUUUGAGAAGAUGUACGGACAUUGUCACAUUCUUGAGGGAGACUGGAACUAGACUCGUUAAACCAAAAUGGCGGCAGUGGGCGAAAUAUUUAUAUGAAUCUUCAUACGAGAGAAACAUGUGGGGUUAAUGUUGAUAAACAGGAUUUCAACUUUAAUGAAGUCGAGGACGUGGAAUCUCUUCCGAUGAAGCAUUUCGAUAAUGCGUUUGGGACCGUUUUGUCUGCACAAACCUUCGCUGAAGUUAUUUUUGGCCUGUAGUUUUACGUUCGUCCUAACUUUGUACGUGUUUUGGAAUGGAUGUGAAGUUCCUUCAAAUAGCCCCACAAAGAAACUCGAACAGAUAAGAGGUGUGCCACAAACAGUCUUAGAUUGCUCUAAAGUAAUUGCUAAAACAAGCAAUGAAGAAGACGAGCAAAGCAUAGGGACGGAAUUAAAUAAACCCGCAGACCGAAACGUUUGCCCAAGCGACGAGCGAAUUGACGUGGUGGUAAACGGCGAAAAGAAAUUGGACGGGAGACUCGUGGGGAGCGAAGCGUUCGUUCCGUUUUCUUUCGUAAAGGAGUAUUUUGAUAUUUAUGGCGAACUUCAAGAGGUAGAUGGAAGAACUGUCUUGGAUUGGCGGCAUUCCUAUUCAGAAGUUCAUUCAAUGAAACCGGGAAGUGUUUACGAGACGAAAGGCCCGUUUCUCUGGUUUGAAACUUAUCAUGUCGAAGGUCGCACUCGAGUUAAAUGCAUUAGCGGUGUCGAAGAGGUGCCCGUUUCAUCGCAGUGGUACUCAAAGGGACAUUUUUAUCCUAUUCAAAUCGCGCAAUAUGGUCUCUCGCACUACAAUAUAUUACAAAUCGAAGGUGACUCGGAUGGCAAGGAGAAAAUCUUCGAAGAUGCUGAAAGUGUCUCAGAUGUCAACUGGAACUGGGUCGCGCCGAAGGGCGCACAGAUGGUUAAUGUGUUUGAUAAAGAGCAAAAUUCAAGAGUCUUCCAGUUUUCCACGGCAGGCUUAACAGGAGAAGGGAUUUCUCUAAGCGUGGACAGUGCGACCAAGGAUUUCAUCGUAGCUUUCGACCUCCUCCUUGGCGGCGAGGUGCGUGUUUCUAUUGUCAUUGAAACAGACAAUUCGGAUUUCUACACAGUACAUUACACCUCUAAUAACGAGUUAAUUUCGUCGGCGGAGUCGGAGAUUUUCUACGGUAUAGGGCACUGGAAUGGCUGGAGAAGGAUUGUGCGGAAUUUGGAUACUGAUUUGAGGAAAGGACUACGGGUUCCUGAUGCGAAGAACGGGAAAAGAAGCAAGUUGUCUCUCACCGAAAUCCAGAGCAUCUCGCUUCACGGGAAAGGCUCCAUUGACAACAUUUCAUUGGCGCAUUCUGCUCAUGCGCACUCGUUCAUGGCCGCCGCAAGAUGGUUCUUACGUCAUCAGACCGAGCAAGGAAGUUGGCCAAUCACGGUGAAGCGUAAAGUGAUUGACGGGGUAACACUGCUCCCGAAUUGGUACUCAGCCAUGGGCCAAGGUCAGGGCAUGUCUCUGCUAACCAGGGCCUAUUUAUACACCAAAAACCCCGUGUAUUUAAGAGCAGCGCUUAAGGCGACUAAACUCUUUAAAAUCAAGUCGAAGGACAAAGGUGUUUUAACCACAUUCAUGAACCAAUACCCUUGGUAUGAAGAAUACCCCACCUCACCUUCACUGUUUGUUCUUAACGGCUUCAUCUACUCGCUCCUUGGACUAUAUGACUUGAAGCUCACUGUGGGCCCGCAGCACGGCACCGAGGCAGCGGAGUUGUUUGAUCAGGGGAUGCGCUCGUUAAAAGCCAUGCUGCCCCUCUAUGACAGUGGCUCGGGCAGCUUUUAUGACCUGCGUCAUGUGACCAUGCGUACCGCGCCAAAUUUGGCUAGGUGGGAUUAUCACACUUUACACGUUAGUCUGUUAUCGUUUUUGGCGAAUAUCGACCGGGAUCCCAUUUUAAGAACAACAGCAAAUCGAUGGGAAGGUUACGCUAAAGGAAAGAGAGCGAAACACAAUUAACUUUAAAACGGCGAUUUUUGUAUCCACAGCCCAGUGACGUUCUUUGAUAUAGAAAUCUUAAUCUAACAGACUAUUCAAGGUCAUUCAACGCUGGUUUCGUUGUGACGUUUCCGAAGUUAUUUAUUGCACCGUAAAGCGCUUCCAUCUCCCAGCAGACCACGCCCUUUGGAAACUUUCAGACGGUGCUCUUAGCGAAAGAGGUUUAUCAGCAACGUACUAAAAAAUUCAAUUCUUAUGACGUGGCACUGCUCAGGUCUGAGGACUGCUUCUGAUUGGUUCCUUGUUGAUUUGUAUUUAUUUCAACCAAUCAGAGUCACUCGGGUCUUGGGUGGGCCAACGUCAUCACUGUGCAAUUUCGCUUCUGUUUUCAGUCCCUUGAAGGAGCAAUUUUCGCAGUGUUAAUCUUCUGGUUUACUUUGAAACAUCAAGGAGCAUACCAAUAUUGUAAUCUGAUUUCUUGAAUUUCGUUAUGCACAGACGUAUAUAUACUUUUUUGUUUUACUUUUGUGGCUUGGUGACUGCCCCGAAAUGUUUUUGAUAUAUUUUUGGUAAACUCAUAGUCGCUUUUAUCGUGUGCAGGUACUGUUUUAUAUUGUACUCGUUUUAGAGUUAACGGCAUUACCAAAGAUGGAUUAUAUGUGCCCUGAUCAUGACAAUGAGACUCUCUGAGUGCUUACAAGCCAGAAAACUGCAUCUUGGAUACUACUUCCCACAAUUUCUAAGAAAAAAAAUUAAGUAUGAUUGUUUUUGAUCAAGUUAAACGACCGCUCCUA
Molecule: messenger RNA, 3230 nt
Organism: Orbicella faveolata
Lineage: Eukaryota; Metazoa; Cnidaria; Anthozoa; Scleractinia; Merulinidae
Product: D-glucuronyl C5-epimerase B-like
Biological process (GO): heparan sulfate proteoglycan biosynthetic process
Cellular component (GO): Golgi apparatus
Molecular function (GO): heparosan-N-sulfate-glucuronate 5-epimerase activity
Source: RefSeq, a predicted model, not a curated record